This is a messenger RNA of Moneuplotes crassus, 1132 nucleotides long. NCBI's taxonomy places the organism in Eukaryota, Ciliophora, Spirotrichea, Euplotida, Euplotidae. The record is from the annotation of a GenBank genome assembly.
UGGAAAAUUGUCAUGAUCUAAACUCUAGUAGUGAGUUCCUAUCUGUUGCAGUUGAUGAAGCAGUAUUGAAGGAUUACGUACAAGGAUUUAUCGAUCACCGAGAAGAAGGAGCCUGGAACAGGUUCAGACUUCAAAACUCGAGCUACACAAGGAAAUAAGAACAAAUCGCAAGUACUUCUAAUAAAUCCCUUCCAUCAAUCAACAGAGGCCCAGGAAUCUGAAACCAAAGCCAAACCAAGACUUCCUGAGAAAAGUUCCAAAUUUUUUAAGGCUAAAUCCCCAAUAAAUGAGGAUUAUUUGGAAGAUUCAAGCACAUUUUCAUUCCUAGACCAUAGUUUGACCACUAACCUUCAUGAUACUAAGAAUAAGAUAUCUAAGGAGAGACAAGAUGAUUGCUUCAUGCAAGCCAGACUAAGUAGCCAAGGAGAGUCAUACAAUGAUUUAUGGUUCCCCACGAUGGGAUCUGGCAGAACUUCUACAAACAACUUAAACCCUACAAAGGAAGAAACCAAAAUUCAGAAAUUUCUCCUUUCAACUCCAGUGAAAAACAUUUCUGGACGAAAAGGAGUACUCCAAGCGAAUAGAAAACCUCAAAAUCGAAUAAAACCAAUAGCUAAAAUUCAGCAUCCAAACCAGUCAUUAAGUGCAGUUAGAAAGAGCAUAAAUCACAUUCAAAGUUAUGAAAUGAGCCUCAGCAAAAGCCUGUUGUCUCUAAAGCAGAAGGGACUUAAUCUAUAUGGACAGAAAGAUGUCCAGGAAGACCUAAAAACAUCGGAUCGAAAGUGUUCCAGCAGAAAAGAUGGUCCAAAAUCAAAAGAAAUUAGAGAAAAAUGUAGAAGGAAUUUAGCUAAAAUCUCAUCGAUCAGUACUUCCAGAGACCUUAAAAUCUUCAAAUUUUUAAGAAAUGAGUCAUUCUUACUAAAGAAUCAGAAGAAGGCAAAAACGGCUAAAUCUAGAACAAAUGGCAAGUAUCACAGAAAAGUAAAAGUUCAAAAAUUUCAAGCAUCUUGCUUCCGUCUGAACAGCACUUAUGAUUUGAGGGCGUCUCAUGAAUAAGUCAUUGAGUUAAUGUAGCCUACAACGAAGCGAGGACAUUUUUCAUUUAUUUUAGCUUUGAGCAUAAAUUUCAAUC